Messenger RNA from Carya illinoinensis, 1026 nucleotides. Its product is annotated as protein NDR1-like. The coding region runs from base 223 to 840 and encodes 205 amino acids. NCBI's taxonomy places the organism in Eukaryota, Viridiplantae, Streptophyta, Magnoliopsida, Fagales, Juglandaceae. Gene Ontology annotation, biological process: defense response to other organism. The record is from RefSeq and is a predicted model, not a curated record. The transcript has a single exon.
UACAUAAUUUCUCGGACAGACCACGACUUUAUAUAAAGGGAAAGUUACUACGAGCAGGGUACGCUCAUAUUCUCAAACACUCGGAAUCUCCUGCAACAACAAGGCAACGGCUUGAUCUCCUUCAUCUUUAGUUUAAGCUAGAGAGCAAAACCCUGUACUGUACAAGGUUUCAUCGCUGGAAAAAGAGCGAAAAUAAGAUCACUUUCGUCGCCAGCGAAGAACAUGACGGAGCCCGCGGCCGGUGGGUGUUGCCGGUGCUGUUGCAGCUUCAUAUUCACUCUCGGCCUUACAUCUCUCUUCAUGUGGCUAAGUCUACGAACCAAUGACCCCAAAUGCUCCGUCCAAAAGUUUUAUCUCCCAGCCCUCAACAAAACCCUGAAUACUGCGAAAAACAACACUCUAAUCUUUAUGGUCAGGCUGGACAACAGCAACAAGGACAAGGGGGUUUAUUACGACGACGUGAACCUCACUUUUUACGACAGUCCCAACAAGUCGCAGCCGCACCUCAUAGGGAAUUAUACCAUUCCUAGGUUCUACCAGGGGCACCAGAAGAAGGCCAAGAAGGACGGGCAUACGGCGGUCAACAUGACACUUGUUUCCCGGGUAGUUGCCCCUAAUGGGACGGCUGAAUUCUGGGUGGAUUUGGCAACGGCGGUGAGGUUCAAGAUCCUGUGGUGGAAGACCAAGAAGCACAGCCUUAUAAGAUCGGGAAGUGUUUUGGUCGAUGAAACGGGCGCUAAAGGCAAAAAAGGUAUCAAGCUCAGGUCCGGCGCCCCGGAGCGUGGAAACUAUUGUGCGCUGGUGGGAGUUUUGGUUAGUUUGCUGGUCCUUCUGACCUGACUUGCUCAAUUUUCUGAUGUUUCAGAUUAUUUCAAGGUAUUUGAUGUUUCGAUAUUGUAUGGUCAAUUUGUAACUGAUAUCGUUGAUUUCUCUGAAAUGAUUUUUGCCAUUUUGGUAAAUUUUGUUUUGUUUGUGGCUGAUCUCAUUUACAAUCUUUCCAAUGGCAACGAAUAUUAUUUGUAUUAA